Gilbertella persicaria is the source of this 1224-nucleotide messenger RNA. RefSeq names its product major facilitator superfamily domain-containing protein. The coding region runs from base 1 to 1224 and encodes 407 amino acids. Gene Ontology annotation, cellular component: membrane. The transcript is spliced from 7 exons. Gene Ontology annotation, biological process: transmembrane transport. The record is from RefSeq and is a predicted model, not a curated record. Lineage: Eukaryota; Fungi; Mucoromycota; Mucoromycetes; Mucorales; Choanephoraceae. Gene Ontology annotation, molecular function: transmembrane transporter activity.
AUGGCUUGGGUUGUUUUGUUCUUUGUGAUCAUGUUGAAUAUGUCUGUUAACUUGAGAUGGUCUACAUUUAGUCCAGUAUCUUCUAUUUCUGCUGAAUACAUGGAUGUGUCUAUCUCAAGUAUUACUUGGUUAUCCAACUGUGCUACUUUAAUCUUUAUUGCCAUUAGUAUCUGCACAGGAUGGAUAUUUGAACAUUAUGGCAUGAAGACUUGUUUUUUGUUGGCUGGCGCGACAAAUAUUAUAGGAAGUUGGAUUCGAUACUUUGGUACUUUUGCACCCCUUCAUCAACGCUAUGCUAUUAUCAUGUUUGGCCAGUGUGUUGCCUCUAUUGCUGAACCUUUUAUCAUGAAUAUCGGUACUCAUUUUGCAGCUGUUUGGUUUGCUACUCGUCAUCGUGUAACUGCAAAUACACUUCAGGUUUUACCAUUGGGUAUGAUUGUGGCUACUUUAUCUAUACCUAGAUUGAUUGUUUCCCCUGAAGAUAUUCCAAGAGCUUUAUUGAUCACAGCUUGUAUCUCCACUGCCUUUAGCCUUCCUUUCUUGGUAUUACCCGCUGUUCCAAAAGUGCCACCUACAGAAAGUUCCAAAGUGCCUCGUCUGUCUUUUCGUCAGAGUAUACGCAUCUUGUUCAAAAACCGCAAUUUCAUCUUGCUUGUGUUUGUGUUUAGUAUUGGAUUUUCUUUGUUUGCGUCUGUGGUGGCCAUUACAAACACUAUCUUUCGACCUCAAGGAUUUACAAAUACUCAGAUAGGAUUAGCUAGUUUUGUACGUAUCAUGAGUGGUGUAGGAGGUGCUAUCCUUGCUGGUCGAAUCACAGACUGGACAGGCCAACACGUACUUGUACUCAAGAUAGCUGCACCCAUGACAGUAGUGACCACUGUCAUUUUAUACCUUCAAGUAGACACCUAUGCAUUUAUGAUGGUCUCUUGCUUUCUUCAUGGUUUCUUUGUCUUUCUCAUCUUGCCUAUUUCCCUUGAAUUAGCAGCUGAAUGUACAUUCCCUGUGUCUGAAUCAGUGAGUGCUUCUGUUCUCUGGUUAUUCUGUCAAAUCAGUUCAUUCUGUACGACACUCAUAAUGGACGCAUUACGUGCAGGUCCUGAUGCUUCCCCACCCAACAACAUGAAGCAUGCCCUUAUUUAUGCUAUCGCACUCGCUUGUUUUGGUGCCAUCCCUUCCUUAUUUCUCAAGUCUGAUUUAAAGCGUAUUGAACGCGACCAUGUUUAA